Onychomys torridus (southern grasshopper mouse) is the source of this 2247-nucleotide messenger RNA. RefSeq names its product RAB33B, member RAS oncogene family (gene Rab33b). Gene Ontology annotation, molecular function: GTPase activity; GTP binding. The record is from RefSeq and is a predicted model, not a curated record. The coding region runs from base 73 to 762 and encodes 229 amino acids. Gene Ontology annotation, cellular component: Golgi apparatus; endosome. NCBI's taxonomy places the organism in Eukaryota, Metazoa, Chordata, Mammalia, Rodentia, Cricetidae. Gene Ontology annotation, biological process: Rab protein signal transduction. The transcript is spliced from 2 exons.
GAGCGCUGUCGCUGAGGUGGCGCCGUUCCCGAGGCUUCUCUCCUCCGCCUCAGCUCGGAGGGAGUCGGGAGGAUGGCUUCGGAGAUGGAGUCGUCCCUGGAGGUCAGCUUCUCGUCCAGCUGUGCGGUGUCAGGGCCGUCCGGGUGUCUGCCUCCCGCCCGCUCCCGCAUCUUCAAGAUCAUCGUGAUCGGCGACUCGAACGUGGGCAAGACGUGCCUGACUUACCGCUUCUGCGCCGGCCGCUUCCCCGACCGCACCGAGGCCACCAUCGGGGUGGACUUCCGAGAGCGAGCCGUGGAGAUCGAUGGCGAGCGCAUCAAGAUCCAGUUGUGGGACACUGCAGGACAAGAGCGGUUCAGGAAGAGCAUGGUUCAGCACUACUACAGGAAUGUGCAUGCUGUUGUGUUCGUGUACGACAUGACCAACAUGGCCAGCUUCCACAGCCUGCCCUCUUGGAUAGAGGAAUGCAAACAGCACUUGCUGGCCAAUGACAUUCCUCGAAUUCUGGUUGGAAAUAAAUGUGACUUGAGAAGCGCCGUUCAGGUGCCCACAGACUUGGCACAAAAGUUUGCUGACACACACAGUAUGCCUUUGUUUGAGACCUCUGCUAAAAACCCCAAUGAUAAUGACCACGUAGAAGCUAUAUUUAUGACAUUGGCUCAUAAGCUGAAGAGCCACAAGCCACUGAUGCUCAGCCAACCGCCAGAUAACAGAAUUAGCCUGAAACCGGAAACAAAGCCUGCCAUGCCAUGCUGGUGCUAAGUCACAGGUAUGGCCGUUCCGGGUCUGACCGAAGGGACACUUCUGAUAAGUGUAAUUAGGUCCGUAAGAUUAAAUCUUAAAUAUAAUGGGUCGUCCUGUGUCUGGCAUUAUUGUGCUGCCUUUUGUAUUCUGCAUCCUCUUAAUAAGCUUGUCUCCAUGACAGCGCAGGAAGCCGGCCUGUUUACAGCGGGUGAGCCAGGCCGCCUUUCCUGUGCAGCCCGCUGAAGGCAGCCCAAGUGUCCCUGGACCAUAGAAGAAAUGCCGCGUAGAGCUAAAGGCAAAUGACGAGCUACUAAGGGGCUUUUAUUUUACCUUGGCAUCUAAGCACUAAAAACUAAUCAGAGGCAUCCAAACAGUUGUAACGGGAGUUUAUUUUCACCAUGACUUUUAAUUGAAAUAUCAGAUCUUUGCCAAGCUGGUUCCUGGUGCCCCCUGUCCUCUGCUCCUAGUCAUUUGGCUGACUCAGGGCCAGAUUCAGUCAGUAGCCAUAUGGCUGAGAGCUCUGAGGGCACGCCUCAAGUUGCUGAGUCUACAUGUAUUCCUGUAAUAGUAUUGUUGGGUCGGUUUUUCUAAAUAUUUGAAUUUUAUGGCCACACACUGUUCCUUGGUAUGAAAAAAUGAAUUCAAUAUUGAAAAAUAUCUUACCUGUCCCUCAGUGGUCAAAGAAGUAGUUAAAAAAAUUUUUUUUGCCCUAAAUACUUUUAGUUUGAAUUUAAGACUUUGCACAAAGAAAAUGGCACAUUUGCAUAUGAAGCUGUUUGCAGAAUGGAGUGUAAGACAUGCUUAGCCUAAGCGUGCACAUCCUCGUUUUGACAGCUUGCAGCCCUGGGCAGUUUUAAAGGAAAUUAUGCCAAAAUAGAUUUUACUUAAAUAUUUUCAGAAUGUGGGAAAUAAAGGUACUGUGACCUAGUUUCAGAUUUUUGUUUCAUUAUUCUGAAGGUCCCAAUUGGAAAAUUCAGUUACAAAGUAAAUUUUCUAUUUAAUAAACUAAAUGAAAGUAAAACUUUUAAGAAAUUUUAAAUAUUAGGGCCCAAGUUGGCUUUAUUUGCAUUUAGAAAGAUUUUUCUUUUUCUUUUUUUAAAAUACGGGGUCUCACUUCAUAGGCCUGACUGUCCUGGGACCAAGGUGGCCUCAGACUUACAGAUAUCCACCUGCCUCAUCCUCCCAACUGCUGGGAUUAAAGGCUUGUGUCACCAGAACUAGGCUUAUCCAUUUUUCUUAAUCACACUAGAAUUAAUGACUAAACUAAUCUGACUUGUGAACUGGUUUCUAGGGAAAGAUAAUGGCUGUAGUAACUGGUGGCUGUACGAGUUUUCUGCAGAAGGGAGUCUCUGUUCACUGUUGUCAACACUCCGUAUGCAGGGAGGAACAACAGGCCUUCCAAGCACAGCAUGCUUUUCUUUUCACUGGCCUCAGUAGUGUUUCUCCAGUACUAUUAAUUCAUCAUUUUUCUUUUUAAAGUAACAGACUGUUUCUCUUUUUUUG